Molecule: messenger RNA, 489 nt
Organism: Trypanosoma rangeli
Lineage: Eukaryota; Euglenozoa; Kinetoplastea; Trypanosomatida; Trypanosomatidae
Product: ATP-dependent DEAD/H RNA helicase
Exons: 1
Coding region: 1-489 (162 amino acids)
Source: RefSeq, a predicted model, not a curated record
AUGGGCCGAGGCGGUGGCGGUUACCGAAGUGGCGGCAGUGGCUACCGGGGUGGCGGCGGCUACCGAAGUGGCGGCGGUGGCGGUAAAUACCGUGGCGGCGGAUACCAGGGCGGUUACGGCGCUCGACCGUAUCCACCAUACGGUGCUGCCGUGCCCGUACCGAUGCCGUCUGCCCCCAUGAUGCAUGCCGGUGGGUACCCUAUGGCACCGCAGGCACCCGUCGCAGUGGGUGGUGGCGGCAUGUACAGUGUCCCACAUUCACAGCCCCCCCCGCCGCAUGUCCCGAUGCAAAUGCCGGUUGCUGUGCCGCAGUGGGGUCAGGCCCCCCCGCCGCUUGCCGGUGAAAAACGGGGUCGUGACUCUCCUGAAAGGCGGAGAUCCGACAGCCGCGAGAGAUAUCGUCGCCGCUCCCGCUCUGAUAGCCGCCAGCACCGUCGUGGGUCCGACGACAACCAGCAUCGUCGUUACGGCAGCCACGAACACCGCUGA